Knipowitschia caucasica is the source of this 1413-nucleotide messenger RNA. Lineage: Eukaryota; Metazoa; Chordata; Actinopteri; Gobiiformes; Gobiidae. The record is from the annotation of a GenBank genome assembly.
AUGUCUAAUUGGUUGAACAAAAAAGUUAAGCUAACCCAGCUAGCUUCGUCAUGUGAACUAUCCUGCAAACAAAGAAGCUCUGCACUAACCCGGUGUUGCAGGUUGCUCUCAUGUGCCCAUGGAGAAGGAGCUCUGGACCAGCUCAUAUCUCUGAGCGGUGCAGUUCAGCUUCGUCAUCUGUCCAAUGGACUAGAGACGCUGCUCAAGCGUGACUUCCUGCGCCUGCUUCCUCUGGAGCUGGCCUUCUAUCUGCUGCAAUGGCUUGAUCCACAGACACUUCUCACCUGCUGCUUGGUUUGCAAACAAUGGAAUAAGGUGAUUAGUUCAUGCACAGAGGUUUGGCAGACCGUAUGCCGUGAGCUUGGCUGGAGGAUUGAUGAGUCUAUCCAGGAUGCACCCCAUUGGAAAGGAGUCUAUUUAAAGGCCAAACGAAGAAUGAUGCAGCUGAAAGACCAAGAAGCCUUUGAGACGUCCUCUCUUAUUGGGCAUAGUGCGCGAGUGUAUGCGCUUUAUUAUAAGGAUGGUCUUCUGUGCACAGGAUCUGAUGACCUUUCUGCUAAGUUAUGGGAUGUCCGUACUGGGCAAUGCAUCUAUGGUAUCCAAACGCACACUUGUGCUACAGUAAAGUUUGAUGAGCAAAAGCUAGUGACUGGAUCCUUUGACAACACAAUUGCAUGCUGGGAGUGGAGUACGGGAGCUAAAAUCCAGCAGUUUCGUGGUCACACUGGAGCAGUAUUCAGUGUUGAUUACACCGAUGAGAUGGACAUGCUGGUGAGUGGUUCAGCCGACUUUUCUGUAAAGAUCUGGUCCCUGUCAACUGGAAUUUGCCUGAACACUCUGACAGGACACACGGAGUGGGUCACUAAGGUGAUAUUGCAGAAAAGUGAAGUCGAAUCUGUGGUUCAUAGUCCUGGAGAUUAUAUCCUCUUGAGUGCCGAUAAAUAUGAAAUUAAGGUCUGGCCGUUGGGGCGUGAGAUCAACUGUAAGUGUCUAAAAACACUGUCUGUUUCGGAGAACCGUAGCAUCAGCCUUCAGCCCCGACUGCAGUUUGAUGGGCGCUACAUUAUCUGUAGCUCCGAUCUGGGAGUUUAUCAAUGGGACUUUGCUAGCUUUGAGAUUCUUAGGGUAAUUAAAACCCAAGAUCCAGCAAAUCUGUCCCUGCUGAGCUAUGGUGAGGUGUUUGCUCUGCUCUUUGACAACCACUUUCUCUACGUUUUGGACUUAAGGACAGAGGCCAUCUCGGGCCGCUACCCUCUGCCAGCAUAUAGGAAGUCCAAACGAGGAUCUAGUUUUCUGGCUGGUGUGACAUCAUGGUUAAAUGGACUGGAUGGUGGCAAUGACUCGGGGCUGGUGUUUGCCACAAGUAUGCCCGACCAUAGCAUUCACUUAGUGUUGUGGAAAGAGAAUGGAUAG